AUGGCUCGCACAAAGCAGACGGCCCGCAAAUCCACGGGCGGCAAGGCCCCGCGCAAGCAGCUGGCCACCAAGGCGGCCCGCAAGAGCGCGCCGGCCACGGGCGGCGUGAAGAAGCCGCACCGCUACCGGCCCGGCACCGUGGCGCUGCGCGAGAUCCGCCGCUACCAGAAGUCCACCGAGCUGCUGAUCCGCAAGCUGCCGUUCCAGCGGCUGGUGCGCGAGAUCGCGCAGGACUUCAAGACGGACCUGCGCUUCCAGAGCUCGGCCGUGAUGGCGCUGCAGGAGGCGAGCGAGGCCUACCUGGUGGGGCUGUUCGAGGACACCAACCUGUGCGCCAUCCACGCCAAGAGGGUCACCAUCAUGCCCAAGGACAUCCAGCUGGCGCGCCGCAUCCGCGGGGAGAGGGCUUAA
Molecule: messenger RNA, 411 nt
Organism: Jaculus jaculus (lesser Egyptian jerboa)
Lineage: Eukaryota; Metazoa; Chordata; Mammalia; Rodentia; Dipodidae
Product: histone H3
Exons: 1
Coding region: 1-411 (136 amino acids)
Cellular component (GO): nucleosome
Molecular function (GO): DNA binding; protein heterodimerization activity; structural constituent of chromatin
Source: RefSeq, a predicted model, not a curated record